Molecule: messenger RNA, 740 nt
Organism: Owenia fusiformis
Lineage: Eukaryota; Metazoa; Annelida; Polychaeta; Sabellida; Oweniidae
Source: the annotation of a GenBank genome assembly
GUCAGACUUUAAAUCUUGCAAUUUGUGGUAUAUAGCACAUUUACUGUCUACGUCAACCGUUUCAGCUUCAUGGUCGUUGUCAUUAAAUAUGGCCCACCUGCAAAUGUUAGUGUUUGCCAUUUAAUACCUAAAUCUAGUCCAUGGUAUAUGCCAUCCAUACUGUAUUUGCAAUUUGUGGUUUAUAGCGCAUCUACUGUCUAUGUCAACCGUUUGAGCUUCAUGGUCGUUGCCAUUAAAGAUGGCCCACCUGCAGUUGUUAGUGUUUGCCAUUUAAUACCUAAAUCUAGUCCAUGGUAUAUGCCAUCCAUACUGUAUUUGCAAUUUGUGGUUUAUAGCGCAUCUACUGUCUAUGUCAACCGUUUGAGCUUCAUGGUCGUUGCCAUUAAAGAUGGUCCACCUGCAAAUGUUAGUGUUUGCCAUUUAAUACCUAAAUCUAGUCCAUGGUAUAUGCCAUCCAUACUGUAUUUGCAAUUUGUGGUUUAUAGCGCAUCUACUGUCUAUGUCAACCGUUUGAGCUUCAUGGUCGUUGCCAUUAAAGAUGGUCCACCUGCAGAUGUUAGUGUUUGCCAUUUAAUACCUAAAUCUAGUCCAUGGUAUACGCCAUCCAUACUGUAUUUGCAAUUUGGGCACACUCCUGUACAGGAAUUGUACCACCAUCCACCGCCAUUGUGACUUUCGGUCCUGGCGCAACUUUCUAAUUCUUGAAGGUCAUUGUCUCUGUCACGUGUAGAGAAUUUCAU